CUGGACCUCAGACCUGCCUCCAUGUUUUGAUGUUACUUCCGCAAUCACAACUUAACUCCACUGUUAACCAUCACCAUUUGUUUCCUUUUCCUUCACUACUAUAAAGACCGUUGACCUUUUGCUACGUACAUAAUAUACGCAAGAAAAGAAUAUUCUCCGACACAGUCUUGAGGUUGUUUUCAUAGGCAUCUUCAAAUCUACGUCUCUGUCUUUGUCUCUUCCCUCCCCUCUCUCACUAACAUGGCAAGACACUCUGAACAAUAUAUAUGAAUAUUUUAUCUUGUUCAUCGUGUUCAUCGUAUUCCACAUCCGGGGCACCUUUUCUUUUUUUUUUUCUCUCUUUUCUUUUUUUCUUUCCACUCCGCCCCCUACUGCUAGGGAACUUAUAAUCAAGGCCUUGAAAGUCACGCUUCUGUCUGUCAGGCUGAUUCUUCUUCUAUUUCAUCGGACAGCGUAUGCUGCCUUAUUCUUCCCAUCCUGCCCUUACAAGUCUCUGAAGGAGCCAUACUUUCGCUUGAAAGUGUGACGGGCCUUGAGAAUACACAUACACUUGAAUUUUGAAGCCAAAUCAUCUCAUUUACUUUUCGACAAGUGUUGAUUGGUCUUGGGGGUUUCUGGUCUGCUGUUAACAACUAUAGCAAGCCGAUUCAAAUAUUCUGGUGUAGCUUAUAUUGACGAUACCAGGUGCCGAUUUAUUUUCACCAAGUAACUUAGUCAAACUAGUCACCUCUAAGGAAAACAACAUGGAAGAUGACGAAAUCCCGCUCGACUCUAGUACUGAGGAGUCACAGUCGUCUUCGGAUGUUUCCAUGUCAGACUCUGAUAGAGAAGAUGAGCCUGGCCCGUUAAUAUCCACUGGCAACGAACACAUUCCGACUCGGCAUAUAAUAUCACAUCCAGGAAUCAGAUUCCUCUCUGUUGCUCAUCCAAGUCAAGGCCAUUCCAAGAAACGAAAGACAUCAGAGACAGCAGAUACAACAAGCCAUACAGCCUUGCCUAAAAAGGUGAAGGUAGAAGAGAAAGCCCGUAGUGGACUACUAUAUGAAGAAUUCUGUCCCUCCGAUAGAUCACUGCUCCCUGCGGAGAUUUGGCAUCGCAUUUUUACCUUUACUCCUCCAAGAGCGCUGGGUAAUCUGUUGCGUACUAACAAGCUGUUUAACGUAUAUCUCAACCCCUCCUCUGAGUACCAGUGUACAUAUCCACGCGUGCUGUCACAAACAUCGCUUCCACUACUAGGGCCUGAUGUCAUUUGGCAGUUAUCAAGAAGACGUUUCUGGCAAAGGAUGCCUGCUCCGUUACAGGGGAAGACUGAGCUUGAUAUGUGGCGCCUAGCUUGUGGAAAAACAUGUCAGUUCUGUGACGAGGCAGAUCCACUGCAAUCACGUUCCCGUAGUGGUAUGUCUCAGCCUGUCUGGGCAUUUGGACUCCGAAGCUGUGGGCCCUGCCUUGUAAAGAACACUGUAAAGGAACUUGACUUGCUACUUUCUUCCUCGGUACCAUCCUUGCUCAUGCCUGCUCUGCCUUUUGUGUUGAUCACCAGUGAAAUGAAAAUUGUCUCAGCCGAUUCGCUUCAGAAGGGACUGGUCCAACAAGAUCUACAAGUCACCAAGAUAUAUCUCCCCGAAAAUACGGAAAAGCUCAAAGCGGAAUUUCUCGCGGUCAAGUCUAUGGGUAGUGCAACCAUCGAGGAGUGGCUGAAAGGCCUAGAAGUUCGGGGACGGGAGCUUCUCAACGAUUCGAUGCGAUGGGAUAAGUGGACUUCGACCGGAGGAGUUACCCAGAUGCAAACUCUACUGCCCUCAGAUUGUGUCCCAAACGUAGCUGUUCCAAACAGCAAAGGGUUAAUUUUGAUGGAUAUCUCCUCUUCGACUUCCAGGUCACAUUCGAGUAUGAGCAAUACGGCUGGGCAUAAAUCCUCCAAUCCGAGCCACAUCAGUCCUUCCACAACAGCAUCCCAAUCAAAGCAUAAUUCUACUAUUGCUUUCCAACAAAACAAUUCAGCGAGCCAGGUUCCCCUAUCACAGCACGGCGUCCAGGCUUACCUACCUCGUGCCCGCACUCGUGAAGAGGCACUGAAGCUCAAGGCUGCCCGUCGAGCUGAGAUUGAGCGACGUGCAAUGGGACUUGAUCCACCCUUGCCAGUAGAUGUCCUCGCGCGCAUACCUUCCUUCCAGGCAGCUAUCCAAAUUAUUUCACCUCUCGAUAAUAACGCUUGGGAUUUGCUCAAGCCUCGGUUGCUCUCACAAAGGGCAGAUGCUGAACGAACUGAGCAUGACACUCCCAUUCAGCCUUACAACAUCCCAGAACGACCCGAUGAGGGCCGCAAUACUGAGGAGAGCAGCAUGGCAGCUAAGCAACUCAUAGACAAAACUUGGGAUGAUGUGCAAGCACCACUACGUGCCCGAAUCUCUGCAUAUGCUGAUGAAACGAUCCAUAUUAAUUGGGAUGAUGGGCGAAAAGUUAAUAUGGAAAACAGUGUGCAGUUUGCAGCAGAAGUUCUUCUCUGCAUCCGUAAGAGAUUUUACGAUGAAAUUGCAAAGGAGUCUGCAGAUUUACGCGCUGCUGGCCAAGAAGUAAUCAUGGACCCGCCUGAAGGCCCCUUUACGAAAAAGCUUACCCUUGAAAACAUGAAGUGGCUCUUUGAUGCGAAGAUCAAACCUCAUACUGAGUCAUAUCGAAAGGACCUAUUCUAUUGCAACGGGUGCGAAGGUAACUUCAAAACUUUUGGAUUUGAAGGAGUAAUCCAACAUUAUGCUGCCAAGCAUACAAAUGCCCUCAGUCUUGGUAGUGUUGUUGUGCAUUGGCGGGCUGAGUGGCCGGAGACCCCACCUUUCAGGUCUGAGUCUUGGGGCAACAAGGCCCUAUACUCGCCAACCAUAAUGCCAAAAGGGGCUCAGAAUAGCAUCGGCCACCCUCUCCAAAAGUCGAGUACUCAUUCUUCGACUCUUAACUCAACGCCAUUUCAUCCACCCCCAUACCCAUACUACACGCUGCCUCAGUCCAGUUACGAACACCCAAGGUUCGGACCGAUGAAUAGUUACGGCCUAGGACAACAUGACUAUACCCCCCAAUAUCCUCACCCGUCGCCGUAUACUCCUCAUGGUGCCCAAGGGACUGUCCACCCUGGUCCGCCUAUGCCUUUCUCUCCCGGGUUCCAUCCUGGCCCUCCCACUUAUCCACCUACAGCCGAAGUAUUCAAUAGUUAUAACUCUGACAACAGCCAGGGUAACUCACACUUUAACUCUCAACAGUACUACGGUGGUCCAAUCGGCACUAAAAGUCAAGCUCAACUUGAAUUCUUGGCUAAGACUUCGCGUGAAGUAUGGACAUCCAUGGCUGGACUAAAAGAUCUUCCAGGGUAUAUUAGAGUCUGUGUUGUCGUCCAUCAUGUUGUGCGAAGAUUUCAAUCCAGGUUUUCUGAGACUCCGCUGUUGACAAUAUUCAUUGAUGGCCUCUCAAAUAAUAAGGAAAUGCGCCCCGUUCGCAAUGUCAAUGGUCUCAUGUGCAAAGCCUGCAAUCUUGGUCUUGGUUACGGAACUUCAAUCGAUCCGGAUCGGAAGACGUUUUCUUUGCCACAGCUAGUUAACCAUUUCCAGCGGAGGCACGUAGAGCAGCCGCAAGCGAUAGGCUCUCCAAAUCUUGACUGGACCCGGGAUAUGGUGCAUACACCAGAUCUAUCCGUGCUGUUUAGACUCCAUCGCCUAACGAACAUUGAUAGUCGAAGGCAAUCACUGAUCUCUGAUGCUUUCCCUGCCAUAGGGUACCAUAGUUAUCCUCAAGAAAGCUCUAACAUUCAGAAUACAUUGGUUGACCCGAACGCUCCCCCCCAUACUAAUCAGCUAUCGUCUUAUAGCACGAUGUUUUCACAAGCUAUGCCUCAAAAUAAUCCUUCAUCUCUACAUUCAAUCGAUGAACAUGACAAGACCCUACAUAACAUGCGAGAUUACAUACAAAAUCAUAAACUAGGCGAGGCCCGGAACUCGCGUGCUGCACCUUUAUCAUCCGCGGAGAUAGGGCAAGAAUCUGGCGGGAAAGGGUCUAAAAAGCAAAAGGGCACUUUUACCAAAGGUAGAAAUACAUCCGGCCAGGGAAACCGAAAAGGUGGCAGAACGGCUUCACCGGCUAAAGGAAAACUGCAAGAGCUCGGUGAAGAUCUAGUCACAGAAGAAGAGCGGCGUCAUGGAGAAGAGAUCCAAGCCAUGUGGGCGGCAGAGCGCAAGGAAAGCGCCCGACUUGCAUCCAAAACCCCGUACUUAGUUGGAACGAAAGAAUCUAACGUCUCAGUGGCAAUGUUUAAUACAGAACCUCGGAGGAAUCACUAUACCGAAAUGGCUCAGAUUAAUAGCUCACCAACAUUCUCGACUCAAAUUACAGACCAUCAUCAGCUUGUAACUGACCAGGAUACUAUGGAAGACUUGUUUUCUGGUUUGGAGUCUCAACUCGAUCGGCAACACGUAUCUUAUCAACAUUCGGGCCAUCAAUCUAGACACAUUGAUGAUGUCAGCCAUGAGGGAAAGCCGUCUUCAGGGAGAUAUGUGGAGAAUCCACAGGAUGCCUAUCUUAAUCACAGGCAUCCUUAUGAUCAAUAUAGAGAACGCAGCCCCGUUUCUGGUCCUGUUAGCCUAGUUGAUGGCGAUAUUCGGGCCCCAGCACCGCGAGAUGAUAUGUCAUAUGAACACCCCCGCCGGGGAUAUUACGACGCGUAUACGGAUGAUGCCCGUGUACGCCAUGCCACCUCCCAGUAUUCUGAAGCAUAUGAAGUUGUCCGGAUGCGGGAUUCCAGAGGCGAGUAUUUUAUUCGGCAACCGAUCGAGCUUAUGCGAGAGUCUCCCCCCCUCGUCUUCCAAGAUGGACACACUUCCCAUCGAGAUGUUAUAUUCCCGCAAAGGGUAUACGAAAAUGAUGCACAUUUCAACAACCGAUCACGAUAUGAAUACAUUUCCAGAACGGAGACUGCCUUGCAGCAGCCCACUGCUAGGACCGGAACUCUGCCAGAGGGCGUAUCGAGACGCUCCUUUUAUGAAUCGGCUCCAAUGAACGACGCUUCUCUUUAUGAAGAUUAUGAUCCAAGAUUUCCAGUUGCGCCCCCUUUCCCGGAUACAUCCAGGCAGGCCCGAUACUAAGGUCAUGAUUAAAAAUGGUGUCAAAUGAGAGCCGGAAGUGAUGGGUAUUUUCCUUUUGGGGGUUUCUUGUUUUAGGUGAAUCAUCGUAACCGACAGACACAUAAUCGGAUGGAUACCCUGAUGUGUAGGUAGUUACUGUAUUUAAUAAGACGGUUUAAAUACGAAUACCCUCAUCCCUCA
Molecule: messenger RNA, 5303 nt
Organism: Hypoxylon fragiforme
Lineage: Eukaryota; Fungi; Ascomycota; Sordariomycetes; Xylariales; Hypoxylaceae
Exons: 3
Coding region: 744-5123 (1459 amino acids)
Molecular function (GO): protein binding
Source: RefSeq, a predicted model, not a curated record